This is a messenger RNA of Drosophila rhopaloa, 516 nucleotides long. Its product is annotated as calcineurin subunit B-like. The record is from RefSeq and is a predicted model, not a curated record. The transcript has a single exon. NCBI's taxonomy places the organism in Eukaryota, Metazoa, Arthropoda, Insecta, Diptera, Drosophilidae. Bases 1 to 516 code for a protein of 171 amino acids. Gene Ontology annotation, molecular function: calcium ion binding.
AUGGGCUCGGCUGCAUCCCGCCACCUCACCGCCGAGGAGCUGUUCGAUAUCCAGGGGGAGACGGGCUUCUCGCUGGCGCGCCUCGACUAUCUCUACGGCCAUUACCAGUCCUUGGAUCGCGACUCCGAGGAUCGGGUGCUGCGCAGCGAGCUGCUCCGAGUGCCGCCGGUGGCCGCCCAUCCGCUGGCGGAGCGGCUGGUGGACGCCGUGCUGCAUCCGUCGCUCGACUUCCGGCACUUCGUGCGCGGCCUGGCCCACUUCCGGCGCAGUGAGCCGCUGGACCGGAAACUGGCCUCCGUGCUCCGCCUCUUCGACGAGGAUGGCGACGGGCUGCUGAGUCCGGAGCAGUGCCACGCCCUGCUCGUCCGCCUCCCAGCGACGCGGCGCGAGUUUCGAGCGAUGCGCUAUCGCCUCAAUCAGAUCCUGGCCGAGAAGGACAAGCUCGACUCCGAGGACUUUGGCCACAUCACCAGAGGCCUGGACCUGGAGCAGAGUCUCUCGCUCCGAUUCCUCUGA